AUGAAUAUUAUAAAAGAGAAAAAAUGGAUAGAUGAAAAACUACAAAGCUUAUUGGAAAUAUGCACCAAAACAACAGUUUUCACAUACCAAGAUACUAUCUACGAACAAACUGAUGGAAUGGCAAUGGGAUCAAGACUAGCACCAGUAUUUGCCAACAUAUUUAUGGAAUGGUUUGAAGCGGAAGCAAUGAGCACGUAUACUCAAAAACCAAAAAUGUGGUUGCGAUAUGUAGAUGACACAUUCGUUUUAUGGCAACACGGCGAGGACAAACUACAAUCUUUCCUGCAACACUUAAACAGCAUACACGCCAAUAUACAGUUCACAAUGGAAACUGAGGAAAACGGAAAAUUGCCAUUCCUAGAUGUAAUGGUAAAAAAACAGCCUAAUGGAAAAUUUGGCACAGGAGUGUAUAGAAAAAGUACACAUACAGAUAGAUAUUUACAUGCCGAUUCACACCAUUGCCCCUCACAGAAAAUGGGAUUAUUACACACAAUGGCAACAAGAGCUGUCAGAAUAGCUGAUGAAAACCAUGUGAAUGAGGAAAAAACAUACUUACGACAAGCACUAAAGAAUAAUGGGUACACAAUUAAAAAUAUUAAUAAGGCAAUUAAAAAAGCAGAGAAAAGAAAAAAUGCAACGCGUAUCAUGGAUGACGAAAAUAAUGAAGAUGAAAAGAAAGGAACAUUAAUACUGCCGUACAUACAAGGAAUUACCGACCGCAUAUCAAGAAUCGCACAAAAAUUCAAAUUAAGAACCGUUUUCAAACCAAACACAGUAGCAGGAUCACUACUCCGAAACCCGAAAGAUAAACUGCCAGAGAUGCAAACACCAGGAGUAUAUGAAAUACCGUGUUCAUGUGGUAAAUCUUAUAUUGGACAAACAGGAAGAGCUAUUGCGACAAGAAUAAAAGAACAUGAAAAAGAUGUGGAGUACCAAAGAACAGAAAAAUCUGCAGUAGCUGAACAUGCCAAAAACAAAGGACAUGACAUACAAUUCGAUAAAGUAAAAAUACUUAACAAAGAACCUCAUUUUGGCAAACGGAUGUACAAGGAAGCAAUAGAAAUCGAAAAAUGUCCGGAAAAUUUUAACAGAGAAGAUGGAUGGAAAAUCAGCAAAACUUGGUUACCUAUCAUACACCAGACAAAAAGGAAAUUAACCAACAACACCGAAACUAAUUCAAUAUACGAAGAGGCAACAAUCAACAUAACAAAUAAUUGCCGGUGUAGGAAAGGAAGACCGAAAUGUCAAGAAUGCCGUAAACAACGUUAG
Messenger RNA from Daktulosphaira vitifoliae (grape phylloxera), 1269 nucleotides. RefSeq lists its product as uncharacterized. The record is from RefSeq and is a predicted model, not a curated record. The coding region runs from base 1 to 1269 and encodes 422 amino acids. The transcript has a single exon. NCBI's taxonomy places the organism in Eukaryota, Metazoa, Arthropoda, Insecta, Hemiptera, Phylloxeridae.